Culex quinquefasciatus (southern house mosquito) is the source of this 945-nucleotide messenger RNA. Its product is annotated as inactive hydroxysteroid dehydrogenase-like protein 1. The transcript has 2 exons. Bases 1 to 945 code for a protein of 314 amino acids. Lineage: Eukaryota; Metazoa; Arthropoda; Insecta; Diptera; Culicidae. Gene Ontology annotation, cellular component: endoplasmic reticulum. The record is from RefSeq and is a predicted model, not a curated record. Gene Ontology annotation, molecular function: oxidoreductase activity.
AUGUUCUGGUGGAUUGGAGUGUACGCGGUGUUCUUGUGGUGCUACAAUGGAUUUCUGGAGUCCUUGCUGGGAAUCAUUUGGGGUUCGCUGAAGAACCUACUUAAGCGGGAGCGUUUUCCGGAAAGAUACGGAAAAUGGGCCGUCGUCACUGGUUCGUCGGACGGCAUUGGCCGACAGUACGCCGAUCAACUUGCCCAAAAGGGCAUGAACAUCUUGCUCAUUUCGAGAACUGAACACAAGCUGAUCGCAGUAGCCGCUGAAAUCGAACGCAAGUACGGUGUCCAAACCAAGUGGCUUGCCGUUGACUUUUCAAAAGGGCUCGAAAUCUACAAACCCUUGCGCGAGCAGCUUGCUUCGAUCGAGGUCGGCAUGCUGGUUAACAACGUGGGUCAUCUACCGCCACCGUCGCAGAAGUUUGAGGAAAACUCCGACCACGACAUAAAUUCCGUCAUUCGGUUAAAUGUUGUCGCGACCACCAUGAUGACCCGGAUCGUCCUUCCGGGAAUGUUACGCCGCCGCAAGGGGAUCAUCAUCAACGUUUCGUCCAGCUCGGGGUACCAUCCGGUGCCGGGUAUGGCCAUCUAUGCCGCGUCCAAGGUCUACACGACCAGCUUUGGGCUGGGUUUGGCGCAUGAACUGCGAGGAACGGGCGUCGAGUGUCAAACCGUAACACCUUUUUUGGUUAGUACCAGCAUGUCCCAGGAGUUUACGAAGAAUCUGUCACCGUUGACGGCGGUUCUCGAUGUAAAGCGGUACGUGAAGGCGGCCGUUUGUACCAUUGGGAAAACUGCUUACACAUGUGGGCACUGGAUGAAUACUUUGCAGUUAACUUCAUUGAGCCCUCAAGCCCUAACCAGGCAACAGGCCUCCCAGUUUAAUCUUGCCACAGUCUUAUCUUCCCCAAAAAGGAAGCAACCAUCCUUCAACCUGAUGGCCCACGGGUGA